Acanthosepion pharaonis is the source of this 471-nucleotide messenger RNA. NCBI's taxonomy places the organism in Eukaryota, Metazoa, Mollusca, Cephalopoda, Sepiida, Sepiidae. The record is from the annotation of a GenBank genome assembly.
AUGCAACCGAGGGAACAGCAGACGGGCAGUAAAAUCCGACGAGUCGAGUGGUCGUGCUUUGUCUUCAGUGUACCCCACUUGUCUAUCAAUCUGUCAAUCUAUCUAGCUUGUACAUACAUACAUACAUACAUAUAUCUAUCUAUCUAUCUAUCUAUCUAUCUAUCUAUCUAUCUAUCUAUCUAUACGCACACACACAGAGUUACAUCCUCACCCCUAUCUCCAUCGUACUCCUCAUCAUCAGAGCAGUUUAACAAAUCCUCAGCAGCAGAAUCACAGCAGCAGCAGAAUCACAGCAGCAGCAGAAUCACAGGAGCAGCAGAAGCACAACAGCAGCAGAAUCACAGCAGCAGCAGAAUCUACUUCAUUCUCAUCAGAUCUGUCAGUGUAUUCUUCCAUCUGUUGGUUCUUUGUAAUUUUUCUUCUUUUUUCAUCGAGACAGUCACCUCAUCUGCACACAUAACAAGAAAUUGA